ACUGUUUAGCGUGUAAACAUGGCGGUGACCGUAAUCGUUCUUGUUUAAAGCGAAACAAGUCACUUUUAUCAUUUAAAACGUUAUCUUUUAAUUGUAAGUCGAUAAAAAAUAGAACAACAUGGGAAAUGCUGACACAAAAUUAAACUUUAGAAAAGCGGUCGUUCAGCUGACGUCGAAAACUCAAGUGAUCGAUGCAACGGACGAUACAUUCUGGGAUCAAUUUUGGUCUGAAAAUGUGACUAAUGUCCAAGACAUAUUUACUUUAAUUCCUGCUCCUGAAAUUCGUAUACUAAGGGAAGAGGCGCCGUCAAAUCUAGCUACACUAUGUUACAAAGCAGUGGAGAAAUUAGUAAAAGCAGUCGACAAUAGCUGUAGAACUCAAAGAGAACAACAAACUGUUUUGAAUUGUUGCCGUUUAUUGACAAGACUAUUGCCUUAUAUUUUUGAGGAUCCCGAUUGGAAGGGAUUCUUUUGGUCUAGCUUGCCUGGUAAAGAAGACGAAGAAAGCAUUCCACUGGCACAUUCUCUACUUAAUGCGCUUUGUGACUUGUUAUUUUGCCCUGAUUUUACAGUGGCUGCAAAUAGGAAAUCUGGUCCUGAUAAAGCAGAAGAAUUGCAAUCUAUAGAUAGCUGCGAAUAUAUUUGGGAAGCUGGUGUAGGAUUCGCGCAUUCGCCACCUAGAUAUCCAAUUUUAGAUUCAAAUAGAACAGAGUUAUUGAAACUGUUACUUACAUGCUUCAGUGAAACCAUGUACAAUCCCCCUAUGGAUCUUUCGGUUACACCAAAUAGAUGGAUCCAACAUUUGACUAGUUCUGAAAACAGACAUGCACUGCCUAUGUUCACAUCUCUGUUAAAUACAGUAUGCGCGUACGAUCCUGUUGGACUCGGAGUACCGUAUAACCAUUUAUUAUUUACCGAUUCGUUGGAACCUCUCGUCGACGUUUCUUUACAAAUUCUUAUAGUAACAUUGGAUCAUGAUACCAGCGGUGGUGCCACGUUAGAAGAAGGAACUCUUGGGGAUAAUUUAUUUAUUAAUUAUCUGAGUCGUAUUCACAGAGAUGAAGAUUUUCAGUUUGUACUGAAAGGUAUUACGAGAUUAUUAAAUAAUCCAUUGAUGCAGACAUAUUUACCAAAUUCGACUAAAAAAGUACACUUUCACCAAGAAUUAUUGGUGUUUUUCUGGAAAAUGUGUGAUUAUAACAAAAAAUUUUUAUACUAUGUACUAAAGAGUUCAGAUGUUCUCGAAGUAUUGGUACCGAUAUUGUAUCAUUUAAACGAUUCACGUGCAGAUCAAUCUCGAGUUGGAUUAAUGCAUAUCGGCGUAUUUAUUCUACUUUUGUUGAGCGGAGAGCGUAACUUUGGGGUCAGAUUGAACAAACCAUAUACAGCCACAGUACCUAUGGAUAUUCCAGUUUUUACAGGUACACAUGCUGACUUGUUAGUUACCGUAUUCCACAAGAUAAUCACAACUGGACAUCAAAGGCUACAGCCAUUAUUCGAUUGUCUACUAACAAUUCUUGUCAAUGUUUCUCCAUAUUUAAAAACAUUAUCAAUGGUGGCUAGUACGAAAUUAUUACAUUUACUCGAGGCAUUUAGUACUCCAUGGUUUUUAUUUUCGGCUCCUACCAAUCAUCAUUUGGUAUUUUUCCUCCUUGAAAUCUUCAACAAUAUCAUACAGUAUCAAUUUGAUGGCAACAGUAACUUGGUUUAUACUAUAAUACGUAAACGACAAGUGUUUCACGCGUUAGCGAAUUUACCAAGCGAUUGUAAUACAAUUGCAAAGUCUCUGAGCAAGAGACAACGUCGACACGUACCUGCUAGUACAUCUAGUGAAAAUGUUAACGAAGCAGCGAUGGAAGGAUCUCAUCCUGCACAACCUGCAGAACCUGGAACUUUGAAAGCGUCUUUAUUGGAAACUCCAGGUAUUGAAAAAAUGACCGAAAAAGAAUCUGCACAUCCGUUAAGUCCUUCGGUAACCGUUGACGUAGCAAAAACCAAUCACGAAAACAACACGGACAGUCCUGAGGAUUUAAUGAAUACUACAAAAAGUACCGUUAUACCGAAAGGAGGUAUCAGAGUUGCGGAACACACGACUUCCUCUAAGAAUGUAAAUCAAUGGGUUCCGUCUAGCGAUUGGGUGUAUCAAUGGAAGAGUAAACUUCCAUUGCAAACCAUUAUGCGAUUACUCCAAGUUCUUGUACCGCAAGUUGAAAAAAUAUGCAUUGACAAAGGUCUCACAGAUGAAAGUGAAAUUUUGAAAUUUUUACAACACGGCACUUUAGUUGGAUUGUUACCAGUACCACAUCCCAUUCUUAUCAGACGAUAUCAAGCAAAUGCAGGGACAACUGCUUGGUUCAGAACGUAUAUGUGGGGUGUUAUAUAUCUUAGAAACGUUGAACCACCGAUUUGGUAUGAUACCGACGUAAAGUUAUUCGAAAUUCAAAGAGUUUAA
Messenger RNA from Hylaeus anthracinus, 2452 nucleotides. Its product is annotated as protein HID1. The transcript has 12 exons. Gene Ontology annotation, cellular component: Golgi trans cisterna; membrane; Golgi medial cisterna. NCBI's taxonomy places the organism in Eukaryota, Metazoa, Arthropoda, Insecta, Hymenoptera, Colletidae. The coding region runs from base 119 to 2452 and encodes 777 amino acids. The record is from RefSeq and is a predicted model, not a curated record.